AUGGACAUAGACUAUGCUAUUAGGAAAGACGAACCACCAGCAUUCACUGAUACCAGCACUAUUGCAGCCAUUGCACUUUAUGAGCGAUGGGAGCAAUCUAAUCGCCUCAGCAUGAUGUUCAUUAAGACUAGAAUUUCUGCUGGUAUUCGUGGUUCUGUUGAUCAGCAUGAAAAGGUCCGAGACUUGCUGAAAGCCAUUGAUGAACAAUUUGUCACUUCAAACAAGGCAUUAGCAAGUACCCUGAUCAUGAAGUUCUCAUCCCUAAGGCUCACCGGUGUGAGAGGUGUGCGUGAGCACAUCAUGCAAAUGAGGGACAAUAUGGCUCAAUUAAAUAAACUCGAGGUUGAAAUGUCUGAGUCCUUCAUGGUGCACUAUAUCCUGAACACCCUCCCGCAUCAAUAUGGACCCUUCAAAAUCUCAUACAACACACAUAAGGAUAAAUGGUCAAUCAAUGAACUCAUGACCAUGUGUGUUCAAGAGGAAGGGAGACUGAUGAUAGAACAAGGUGAAAGUGCAAUGCUGGCAACGCAUAGAAAGGAUAAAACUCAAGCCAAUAAGAAAGGGAAAUUCAAAAUACCUCCCCAAGGCGGUAUCAAGAAAGAUUCCAGGUGUUUCUUCUAUAAAAAGAAGGGACACGUGAAGAAGGAAUGCGCCAAAUUUCAGAAAUGGUUUGCAGACAAAGGGUUUGCAAAACUUAAGGAAGUCAGUGGGAAGUGA
Juglans microcarpa x Juglans regia is the source of this 717-nucleotide messenger RNA. RefSeq lists its product as uncharacterized. The record is from RefSeq and is a predicted model, not a curated record. The coding region runs from base 1 to 717 and encodes 238 amino acids. NCBI's taxonomy places the organism in Eukaryota, Viridiplantae, Streptophyta, Magnoliopsida, Fagales, Juglandaceae. The transcript has 2 exons.